This is a messenger RNA of Penicillium waksmanii, 786 nucleotides long. Its product is annotated as ubiquinone-binding COQ10-like protein. Lineage: Eukaryota; Fungi; Ascomycota; Eurotiomycetes; Eurotiales; Aspergillaceae. The transcript has a single exon. The coding region runs from base 1 to 786 and encodes 261 amino acids. Gene Ontology annotation, cellular component: mitochondrion. Gene Ontology annotation, biological process: cellular respiration; ubiquinone biosynthetic process. The record is from RefSeq and is a predicted model, not a curated record. Gene Ontology annotation, molecular function: ubiquinone binding.
AUGCGCCCAACCCGCAGCCUGGAUCAUACGAUCCACCUCCUCAAGCCGAGAGUCUUGAACUUCUCCCGAAACCAAGCAGUGCGCACCAUCAGCACAAUACAAGGCACAUACCCACUCCGCCCAUCGCCGACACCAACACGCCCAACACAAUGCACCAAACAAGCACCACGACGAACCUUCGGCCUCCCCUCACUCUCCUCCCUCUUACCAAACGGAAAUAACGACUCACCAAAACGCGUAUUAACCGCAACCCGAACCCUCCCCUACGCCCCACCAAACCUCUUCAAAGUAAUUUCCUCGGUGGAAUCCUACUCGCAAUUCCUCCCUUUCCUCACAGCAUCCACCGUCACAGCCCGGGAUCCAGAAACAGGAAAUCCCACACAGGCAUUCUUGACCGUCGGCUACGGACCUCUCAGCGAGACAUUCACUUCGCGCGUCGACUGCGAUCCGAAAAAUUUAACCGUUGAAGCGCGGAGCGGCGCGAAAUACGGGGGUGAUGAGAAGGGGAGUGGGAGUAGCAGUGGCAGUGGCAGUGGUGGGAGUGGACUGAGUGGAUUCUUCCCCGGUGCUAGCGAGGGGAUCUUUGAAUAUCUUUCUACGCGGUGGGAAUUGGUUCCCCUAGAUGCGAAGGGUGGUCAACCGCAGACAAAGGUGAAUCUGGAAGUGCGGUUUGAAUUUCGGAGCCAGAUGCAUGCUACUGUCAUGGGGGCUGUUGAGGGGCAGAUGGCUGGGGUUAUGAUUGAGGCGUUUGAGAAGAGGAUUCAUGAGAUGCACGGAGGAGGCUGA